Lingula anatina is the source of this 1271-nucleotide messenger RNA. Its product is annotated as TLC domain-containing protein 2. Gene Ontology annotation, cellular component: plasma membrane. NCBI's taxonomy places the organism in Eukaryota, Metazoa, Brachiopoda, Lingulata, Lingulida, Lingulidae. The record is from RefSeq and is a predicted model, not a curated record. Gene Ontology annotation, biological process: phospholipid homeostasis; plasma membrane organization; regulation of membrane lipid distribution.
CGUAGUUGAACAUGACCUCAGUAGACCUUAUCAGAAAUUGCGUAGACUACCAGUGAAAGUGAGCAACAUCAUGUUGGAGGACUUCGAGAAGAUAUGGGUCUGCUUUGUGUUUUCGUCCAUCAUUUUCUUUUCAAUUUUGAGUAAAUUGGUAGCGUCUUUUGGUGCUCCUAAAUCAUUCUCAGGUGAUCCAUGGGUGUGGAAGAAUUUUUCCAUUUCGUGGAUUCAUGCACUUUUCUGUGCAGUUUGGGUGCUAAGCUGUUUUGUGCUCACUCCAGAAAUGGUGCUUGACUUAGUCAAGAGUUAUUCCAUGACAUCUUAUUUGCUGGUUUGUUUUUCUCUUGGGUACUUUACAUUUGAUUUUCUUGAUAUUUUGAUCAACAAGAAAAUAGCACAGAUGUGGGAAGUGGCUUUGCACCAUAUCGUUGUUCUCCUGAUAUUCUACUACAACAUUGCAAACUGUCAUUGUAUAGGCUUCAUGGUAGUGGCACUCCUAACUGAAGUAAAUUCAAUCUUCCUGCAUGGUCGCAAACUCAUGAUGUUAGCAAAAGUGGAGAGGUCCAACUUGGUCUUCAGGACAAAUGCCAUUCUAAAUGUUAUCACUAUUCCUGUGUGCAGGGGCCUGGCAAUUGGAUGGAUUUGGAAGGCUAUAAUUUAUGCUAAGGAAGAUGAAUUUACACCCUUCAACUGGUGGCUUUUGUUUAUUACAACCCUUAUCAUGACUGUCAUUAACAGCAUUCUCUUCUGGACUGUAUUCAGAAAUGAUUUUUUGAGAGGAAAAAAAGGAAAGAAACUAAAUGCAAAUAAUAAUGAUAUGAAGAUUACAGAUAUGGCUCAAAAUAUAAAUGGCUUGUCAAAAAUUGAUUGAAAGUUUUGCUUUUGAAUACUGAUAUAUGAUAGAUGCAACUAAAGCUGCUUAUUUUUUAUUUUUGUUUUUGUUUUGUCUAAAUAAAGAAGGGGAAGAUGGUCUGUUUGUUGUUUGAGGAAAAGUGCCAUUACAAAACUAUGUCACUUGAAAGGUGAAAAUUACUUUUUUAAAAGUAAUAUAAUUUUAAGAUAUGGCAAUGGUCAUCUUUUUGAGCUUUAUUUUAAUUUAAGAUGUACAUGUAUGCAACUUAUCAGUUACCACUUUAAAAUAUUUGUGGUUAAUUUUUUAUGAUACAUAGUUUUAGUUUUUGUGCAAAUUUUACAAAGCCUGUUGUUGGUCUAUCUUUUGUAUGUGAUGAUUUUAUAUAAAUUUAUAGUCUAAUCUUAAAAGAUAUAUUUUUGCAGAA